AUGGUGUAUGAAUCUAUUCCUAGAACGGUUCGAAUAAUCUUGCUUGGGGACCCAGGUGUCGGUAAAACUUCACUUAUUCUUUCAUUGGUUACUGAAGAGUUUGCGGAACAUGUCCCUCCUAAAGCAGAAGAGAUCACAAUCCCUGCCGAUGUCACCCCAGAGCAAGUCCCUACAAACAUCGUUGAUGUAUGCCUUACUGAACAAACUCUAGAGCAAGUUGCAGAAGAAAUUGAAAAAGCUCAUGUAAUAUGUAUAGUGUUUUCUGUGGAUAAGCAAGAAACAUUAAAUAAAAUAGCCUCUUAUUGGUUACCAUUUGUAAGAGACAAUUGCCCAGAUGAUUACAGAAAACCUGUAAUUCUUGUUGGAAAUAAAAUAGAUUUAAUUGAUUAUUCUGUCAUUGAUAAUAUUUGGGACAUAGCUGAAGAAUAUCCUGAAGUGGACAGAUGCAUAGAAUGUUCAGCAAAAACCUUAACAAAUGUUUCAGAAAUGUUCUAUAAUGCUCAGAAAGCAGUAUUACAUCCUAUUCAUCCUAUAUAUUCUAUUGAGGAACAAGAGCUUACAGAAAGGUGCAAAAAAGCUCUAACUAGAAUAUAUAAGAUUUGUGAUCUUGAUGGUGAUGGUCUCAUAGAUGAUUAUGAAAUAACAGUAUUCCAGAAGAAAUGUUUCGAUACUCCAUUACAAUUGCAGGUUUUAGAUGAAGUAAAAUCUGUAAUUGCACAAAAUAUUGCAGGUGGUAUAGAAAAUGACUGUAUAACAAUGAAAGGGUUUUUAUUUUUGCAUUGCUUGUUCAUACAAAGAGGUAGGAAUGAGACCACAUGGACAGUUUUGCGCAAAUUUGGAUAUGAUGAAAGUUUAGAAUUAACUCAACAUUAUUUAUACCCUAACAUUAAAAUACCCGUUGGCUGCACUUCUGAACUCUCAUACAAAGGACAGCAGUUUUUAACUCAGUUAUUUGAAAAAUAUGACAAAGAUAGAGAUGGCAUGUUGAACCCUACUGAAUUAAAAAAUGUUUUUUCUUGUUGUCCUCGAAUUCCAUGGCACAAUUUACGUUACACAGUACCAACCAAUGAUAAGGGUUACUUAACUCUACAAGGUUGGAUGUGUCGGUGGACUCUUAUGACUUUACUUGAUUUACAAAACACAAAUGCUUACUUAGCGUAUCUAGGAUUUAACUUUUUGGAGAAUGAUACUCAAAAAUCAGCAAUACACAUAACUAGAGAUAAAAAGGUUGACAUAGCAAAAAAGCAAUCCAGUAGAAAUGUAUAUCAGUGCCACAUCAUUGGACCUAGAUCUUGUGGCAAAACUUCAAUGUGUAGAAGUUUUUUAGGUAUAGCACAUAAGAAAAUUAAACCAAAUACACACGAGCGAGGCGAUGGGUACAGCGCAGAGGGCAAUUGUUGUAUAAACACAGUGCUUGUUUAUGGACAGGAGAAGUAUUUAGUUCUGAAAGAAAUUUCAAUCACCCGAGUGUCUGAUCCCCUGCAACCCCAUGAGGUGAACUGUGACGUCGCCUGUCUCGUAUACGACGUAACUGCCUGUAGAUCAUUUGAAUACAUCGCUAGAAUUUACAUUAAAUAUUUUGCUGAAAGUCACAUUCCCGUUUUAAUCGUUGGUACAAAAGGCGACAAUAUUAUUAUAAGGCAGGAAUACAUUUUGCAACCAGAAGUGUUCUGUAAUAAAUACCAGUUGCUACCUCCACAAUUUUUCAACAUCAAAGAGAACAAACAAGAUGUGUUUGUGAAGUUGGCCACCAUGGCAGCAUUUCCUCAAUUUCAAGCUGCUUGGAUUUUGUUCAGCAAACACAGGUUAGUA
Molecule: messenger RNA, 1812 nt
Organism: Brenthis ino (lesser marbled fritillary)
Lineage: Eukaryota; Metazoa; Arthropoda; Insecta; Lepidoptera; Nymphalidae
Source: the annotation of a GenBank genome assembly